Messenger RNA from Parnassius mnemosyne (clouded apollo), 1029 nucleotides. The record is from the annotation of a GenBank genome assembly. Lineage: Eukaryota; Metazoa; Arthropoda; Insecta; Lepidoptera; Papilionidae.
AUGGUGCGGCGGCGGGAAGCCAGGCGUGCUUCUUUCACGCAUCUGUGCACAACUUUGUUGUGGCUGUUCACCUGUUUCAACGAAAUGAAUGCAGUUAAAAUUGUGAAAGUAGUAGUGCCAGAAAUAAUACAGUACGGUGUGCAAGACGCUGUAAUUCUAGACUGUGAUUAUAUUUACGGUAACAACACAUCAGGACUGGUAGUGAAGUGGUUUUUCAGAAACAAAGCUAGGCCUGUCUACCAAUGGAUUGUUUCGCAAAAGCCACAGGACAUGGGAAUAUUGAGGGGUCGUGUCGAUUUAACCUACAGAGCAUCGAACGACCCAUUAAAAAUGCACAGAGCACUGCGCAUAGUGAAGCCCAAUACUGACAUCUCUGGUGAAUACACGUGUGUCGUUUCAACAUUUAUGGAAGAGGAUUCAAGAACAAAGCAAAUGAUUGUUUUUGAGCGAGUAUUAAAUAAAGAAAACGAAAAAAGCAUCAAGAAACUUAAUAUUACACGAAAGAAGUUCGCCAUCUUGGCACGCGCCUGUUUUUACAGUUCAUUAAGCCACAUCUGCCAUCUUACGAAAUAUCCUUAUAAGUGUCAUGUUUCAGUGCCGGAGACGAACUUCCGUCUGAUCCAGAACAAGACUGACGAUGAUACUGUGAACGUCAUAUGUGCUGCGGACGGAGCGUUUCCUGCACCAAACCUCACGAUAGCCACACCUGAGAGGAGGCUGGAUGGAGUUUCCCAUGAAUUGAAACUGGUGAACGGCAGAUACUCGGCGGUAGCUUCGGUUACGUUGCUCGACGCUGACCUUCCUACACCUGCGGAGUUUAUUUGCACUCUCCGAAUACCUUUAGCAAAAUACGCAGUAAGAAAGGAAUCAAUUUACUAUCCGGGGCCCAUUAGCACAACUCCUGAAAUGCCAACCGCGGCCGACAUGCAACUCGCUGCGGCUAUUGGGUCUAAAGGAACAAGCACGCGCACAGUGAUAGCAUUGGUCUUACUACCAGCUUUAGCUCAGUCGUUACUGGCAGUCAAAUGA